GCUGCCUGCUGGAAGGAAACCUGCCGCCAGACAUUCAGUCGGACUCCGGCGGUGCAGCGUUGCUUUCCCGCAGCAUCAGCAGCAGCGACACCGCAGCGCAGUCUCCAUCCUCACCUGCUCCUAUCUGCUCUGCCCUCCGCACACACUGCCGCAGCACAGAGGGGACGGACGGACAAGGACGAUCAGCUGAGCAGUCUUCAGGGAAAUAAAGAGGAUAUAUAAGGGAGGUGAAAGAUGGUGAAACUGGGGAGUAAUCUUCAAGACAAAGGGGCCAAACCUGUGAGCGUGGAGGACGGCUUUCAGAAUGUGCCCCUCAUCACUCCACUGGAUGUCGGCAGCCUCCAGAGCCAAGCACCUGACAAGGUGGUGGUGAAAACCCGCACUGAGUACCAGACAGAGAAGAAGAGGCUGAAGGUUCCCAAGGUGGAGGAGUUCACCAUCAGCUUUACUGACGGGGUGUCUGAGAGACUUAAGGUGACGAUUCUAAUCAUCCUGGCCCUGGCCUUCCUCGCCUGCAUCGUGUUCCUGGUGGUUUAUAAAGCCUUCACCUACGACCACGCCUGCCCAGAUGGAUUCAUUUACAAGCACAAGAGGUGUAUCCCGGCAUCUCUGGAGGCCUACUACGCUGCCCAGGAUGCUAACUCGAGGGGCCGUUUCUACACAGUGAUCAGCCACUACAGCAUGGCCAAGCAGACCACCUCGCACUCCGUCUCCCCCUGGCUGCCUGGAGGGCCUGCGGGGCAGCCGCAUGACGCUAAACCCCCGACUGGCGAGGGCCACUGAGUUAGCCGGGCGGUUAAAGGGUGUUGUAAACACAUGCAGACCUGAAGAAACACAGACACAGGCAGAUAGAGACGCACACACACAAACAUGUAGGUGAACAUUUUUCGUAGAUAUAGAUAAAAGAGACGCACAACAGAUACAUAGACAGUAUAACGCCAGUAUAGGGUGAACAAAUGCAUGCAGACAUAAAAACAUACAAGCACAUGCCCAUUUAUGUGCUCACUUACUUAUUGAGGGGCAUUUCCUAUUGAACCUUUGCCGUCUUCGGAUUAUCAUCGUCUGCUGAUACACACUGCCACAUACAAAAACAGUCUGCUCUCUCAUUACCAUGGUUUUUCCUCGAAUUUAUUAUUUAUUGACUGUCUUGAUAUAUUUCUUUUUUACUGUAAUGUACGGAUGAUUUGUAUGUGAUUAUCUUUGUACAAAGGCACGAGUCAAUUCUGAAUUUCACGCUUCCCCUUAGUGAGAUUCUCAGUUUGAAGUCGUUUUUUUCGUUCAAGUGUUUUACUGUAAUUAAUGUAUAUUCAUUCACGGCCCCUUUUCUCAGAUCACUUCAUAUUCCAACCCCAAAAAUGUCAGUAUGGUCUUGUAUCGCUGUAACACAUUUUUUAACAGAAAAUUUCAGCUGUACUGUCAGAGGAAGGUUGGAUGCCAGGGUACACAUCCACAACACGUCCUGAGUUGAUAGAAUACAUUUUUCCAUCAUGGGUGUUUGAUAGCUCAUAUACAGGGACAAUUCAAUGUGCUGUGUUAUACAUUUCAAAUCCCAAAAUCUCCCCGUGAUCCAAGCUGUACAUAGACCCGUGCGCUCAGGCUAGUUUUUUUGUGUGUAUGCAUUGUAGUAGCUUUUAUUAGGAAGUUUUUAUUUCUGCUUUUACAGACCUAUAUUUCCUUCUAGCAAGUUACUUACACAUUGCUUCAGUCUCGUAGCUCCAUUAAAAACAAAGUAGCAGAUGGGAAAGAUAAUACCGUGCAUAUAACGUUUAUCAAUGAGCUUCAACUGCAGCAGAGUUCUGUUCCUGUGCUGUUAUUUAUUCAUUUUGUAGUGUUGGAGCUGUUGUUAAGAGCACUUUUAUGAGAUAUUGUGAUGUUGUUAGUUGAUAUGUAGCGAUACCUAGUGGAAUUUAUCAGUGUGCAUCCUUGUCCCUGUUCUCUUGGUUUUGAAUUCAAAAUAAAACAAGCUGUG
Messenger RNA from Anoplopoma fimbria (sablefish), 1969 nucleotides. RefSeq names its product neuronal vesicle trafficking associated 2 (gene nsg2). Gene Ontology annotation, biological process: clathrin coat assembly; G protein-coupled dopamine receptor signaling pathway; endosomal transport. Bases 235 to 783 code for a protein of 182 amino acids. The transcript has 5 exons. Gene Ontology annotation, molecular function: clathrin light chain binding. Lineage: Eukaryota; Metazoa; Chordata; Actinopteri; Perciformes; Anoplopomatidae. The record is from RefSeq and is a predicted model, not a curated record. Gene Ontology annotation, cellular component: endosome; membrane.